Molecule: messenger RNA, 2440 nt
Organism: Capsella rubella
Lineage: Eukaryota; Viridiplantae; Streptophyta; Magnoliopsida; Brassicales; Brassicaceae
Product: mannosyl-oligosaccharide 1,2-alpha-mannosidase MNS3
Exons: 6
Coding region: 230-2101 (623 amino acids)
Biological process (GO): N-glycan processing; carbohydrate metabolic process
Cellular component (GO): trans-Golgi network; endoplasmic reticulum; membrane
Molecular function (GO): calcium ion binding; mannosyl-oligosaccharide 1,2-alpha-mannosidase activity
Source: RefSeq, a predicted model, not a curated record
AACGAAGAAAGGAAUUGGAAGCUAGUGUUGUUGGGUCGGUCAAUGCUUCUUAAGAAGCUGCCGUAAUAUUUUCAGAGAAGACUUCUCUCUGCGUUUUUCUCAAUUUUGUUUUCUUUAGCUGUGAAGAAAUAGGAUCUGAUCCCGACGAAAUCUCGUUUUAUUCUCCGGUCAUUUCCUCCCGUUUAGAUCGGGGGGGCAGAAAGGUUCCGAACCCUAAGCCGAUCUGAAUAUGUCGAAAUCUCUACCAUAUUCAGUGAAAGAUAUUCAUUACGACAAUGCCAAGUUCAGACAUCGAUCUCCUUUAAAGGUUCUUUCUCAAAGCUUGCUUACGCUUAACACAAAACGCAACUACGCAAGCUGUAGCACAGGGAAGUUCCUAAUAUUAAUAUUGGUCUUUGGACUAGUAUGUCUAAUGUUGAUGAGUAAGAGUCCAAAUGAGUCUGCUCUGAAUGAAAAAGGAAAGGUCACUUUUGUUGGGGGACUUAGGUUAGGGAGACUUUUGAGAAAGCCGCCUAGGCUUCCACCUCGAUUAUCACCGGAUGAAGGACAAUUAAGGGGUAGUUCCACUAAUGGCUCGACAAUUUCAAUUUCCGACCCAAAGUGGGCAGCCAGACAGCAAAGUGUGAAGGAUGCUUUUGAUCAUGCAUGGUCUGGCUAUAGAAAGUACGCCAUGGGUUAUGACGAGCUUAUGCCUAUCAGCCAGAAAGGUGUGGAUGGCUUAGGGGGACUGGGUGCCACAGUGGUGGAUGCUCUUGAUACAGCCAUGAUAAUGGGUCUUGACAAUGUCGUUUCUGAAGCAGGAUCAUGGGUUGAGACUCAUCUCUUAGAGAGAAUCAGUCAAAAGGGUCAAGUUAAUUUGUUUGAAACCACCAUACGUGUCUUGGGUGGGCUUCUAAGUGCAUACCAUCUGAGUGGAGGAGAGCAGGGUACGAUGAACAUGACUCAUAAUGGACCGAAGCCAGCUAUCUAUCUAAAUAUUGCUAAGGAUUUGGCUGACCGUCUGCUUUCGGCUUUUACCUCCAGCCCUACUCCAGUUCCCUUUUGUGAUGUCAUAUUGCAUGAAUCGACUGCUCAUCCAGCUCCAGGAGGAGCAAGCAGUACAGCAGAAGUUGCCUCUGUACAGCUUGAAUUUAAUUACCUCAGUGCUAUUUCUGGUGAUCCUAAAUAUAGUACAGAGGCCAUGAAGGUCUUAGCUCAUAUCAAAACUCUUCCAAAGACGGAAGGUCUUGUUCCAAUCUACAUCAGCUCUCAAACAGGUGAAUUUGUUGGUGAGAAUAUCAGGUUGGGAUCUCGUGGUGAUAGCUACUAUGAGUAUUUAAUCAAGGUGUGGCUUCAGCAAGGAACUAAGGUCAACAGUAAUUUCACAUAUUUACAUGAUAUGUACAUUGAGGCAAUGAAAGGAGUCAGGCAUUUGCUUGUGCGUAAUUCAAUUCCGAAAGGUCUCGUCUUUGUGGGGGAGUUACCUUACGGAUCCAAGGGAGAGUUCAGUCCAAAAAUGGACCAUCUUGUAUGCUUCUUGCCUGGUACUCUUGCUCUCGGUGCUACCAAGGGACUGACAAAGGAACAAGCCCUGAAGGAAAAUCUUUUAUCCUUUGAGGACCUAGAGAAUUUGAAACUUGCAGAAGAUUUAGCGAAAACAUGCUUUGAGAUGUAUGAAGUAACUGCCACUGGCCUUGCUCCAGAAAUUGCUUACUUUCAUACAGCUGAGUACUCUGAGGAUGGUCUUGAAGGUGGGAAUAAGAGCUCAGUGUAUGCAAAUGACAUAAUUAUAAAGCACGCUGAUCGACAUAAUCUACUGCGCCCUGAAACUGUUGAAUCACUCUUUGUCCUCUAUCGUAUCACAAAAGAUACUAAAUACCGAGAUCAAGGUUGGCAAAUCUUUGAAGCAUUUGAAAAGUACACGAAGGUGAAAUCAGGUGGAUACACAUCAUUAGAUGAUGUAACAGAAGUGCCGCCGCAUAGGAGAGAUAAGAUGGAGACAUUUUUCCUCGGUGAAACAUUGAAAUACUUAUACUUGCUUUUUGGAGAUGACUCGGUGAUACCAUUGGAUAAGUUUGUCUUCAACACUGAAGCUCAUCCAUUGCCUAUAAGAAACACCUAAAGGAUUAGUUUUGAAGACUGCUCCAAACAAUACACACACACACUUACACAAACUGAAGAGAGGGUAUGGAGAAAGUGAUGUAUAGUACAGUGCCCAUUGGAGAAGAGGUUAGUUCGUUGAGGUAAGAGCGUAAGAUAAGUUGCAGCAUCCAAAUUAUAUAAUUUAACUCGAAAGUUUUUGUUGUAAUAGUAGGUUUCUUGAGAUUAACACUCUUUCCUUCGAGCUCUCACUUGGCAAAUUGUAAUCAGAUACUAUAGAGAUGAGUUGUGGUUUUAGUUUUUUUUAAUACAUACAUUUACUAUGCAAAUUGCAAAAUAUGUCAUAAAGUCCUUCUAGCUC